Hirsutella rhossiliensis is the source of this 378-nucleotide messenger RNA. Its product is annotated as short chain dehydrogenase. The coding region runs from base 1 to 378 and encodes 125 amino acids. The record is from RefSeq and is a predicted model, not a curated record. The transcript is spliced from 2 exons. NCBI's taxonomy places the organism in Eukaryota, Fungi, Ascomycota, Sordariomycetes, Hypocreales, Ophiocordycipitaceae.
AUGGACUUUGAACGGCAGGGCCGCGCCGCCGACCUGGCCAUCACCAGCAUCUGGCCGGCUGUGGCCAUCGAAUCCGCCGCCACCCAGCAGUUCACAACCGCCAGCCCGGCCGAGAGAGACCACCUCCGCAAGCCCACCAUCUUCUCCGACGCCAUCCUCGCCAUCCUCGCCGCGCCCCCCGCCCUCGUCAACGGCCAGCUGCUCCUCGACGAGGACUUUCUCCGCGCCCACGCCGGCGUCUCCGACUUUGCAAAGUACAGCCUCGUCCCGGGAACCGUCCCCCGCCGCAUCAUGCCCCAGCUCCUGCCCGACCUGUCCGUCGCGGAGCAGGCCGACGAGGGACGCCGCAUCGACAGCUCCAAGCGGGCCAAGCUGUGA